GUGAGUAGAGGAAGAGCGCGAUUCACACCGCAUCAUAACACACCGAGAGCGACUUUCAGUUUCUCAGAGCGAAAGAAGACAGAUUUAAAAACGCAAACUUACUUCGAGGAUAUUUUUACAUUAUUUCUCUUCAUAAUAAUGGUCACAAGCAGAGCUGAUAAGUUCUUUUCGUGUCCCACGUAAGCUUUUUAGUCCACACAAAUAUAUUUUAUUACGCACCCUGUGGACUUUCAACAAAGCGCGAUCAAAAUGAGAGCUCAAAUUGAGGUUAUACCUUGUAAAAUCUGCGGUGACAAAUCCUCCGGAAUUCAUUAUGGACUUAUCACAUGCGAAGGCUGCAAGGGGUUUUUCCGACGCAGCCAACAAAACAAUGCCAUGUACUCAUGCUCACGACAGAGGAACUGUCUGAUCGAUCGAACAAAUCGAAACCGAUGCCAACACUGUCGCCUGCAGAAGUGCCUGGCGCUCGGCAUGAGCCGUGAUGCGGUUAAGUUUGGGCGCAUGUCAAAGAAACAGCGAGAAAGUCUGUAUGCAGAGGUCCAGCGACAUCAGCAGCUGUCUCAGGACACCCUGACGGGUUUGGGUGGCGGUCUGCCACCUAAAGGCAUCGAUGACCUGGGUGAAGACAGCACGCACAGCCGGCCGUACAGCAGCGGGGGGUCCAGUUCCACCCUUAGCGACCUAGACGACAUCGCCGCACUCCCCGACGGCCUGCUGUUCGACCUUCCCUUGACCCCGGAGGAGACAAGAGAGUACUGCGACCUGGACAUACUCGAAGGCGACGGGGGCAGUUAUGGGAGCGCAGGAAGUGGAAGCUUGUCCAAUCAGAGCUCGCCAGAGCCUAGCACUGUAGAUUUCACAGAAACGGGGCGGGUGAAGCAUGAGUAUUUACUGCCCGAAAACAGUCUCCUAAUGCAGUCUUUACUGGGUUCCCUACAAGACAACUGCUCUCUAAAUGAUAUAGAGCGGAUCACCAAAAAUGUUGUGAAGUCUCACAUGGAGACAUGUCAGUACAGCACAGAAGAGUUAAAGAAACUCACCUGUAACGUCUACACACCUGAAGAAACUCGCAGCUUUCAGCUCAAGUCUGCAGAAUGGAUGUGGCAACAGUGUGCCGUGCACCUCACAAACGCCAUCCAGUACGUUGUGGAGUUUGCAAAGCGCGUUUCUGGGUUCUUGGACCUCUGUCAGAAUGACCAGAUUAUCUUGCUCAAAGCAGGAUGUUUGGAAGUUCUGCUGAUCCGAAUGUGUCGGGCUUACAACUCUUCCAAUAACACUAUGUAUUUUGACGGAAAGUUUGCCAGCCCGCAGCUCUUCAAAGCUCUCGGUUGUGAUGAUCUGGUAAAUGCAGUCUUCGAACUGGCGAAAAGCAUGACUCGUCUGCAGCUGAGUGAGGAGGAAAUGGCUUUAUUCAGCGCUGCGGUUCUGUUGGCACCAGAUCGUCCAUGGUUGACAGAGUCUCAGGAGGUUCAGAAACUCCAGGAGAAGGUUUACAUGGCCUUGCAGCACUGCUUGCACAUGAACAGAGCCACCACAGAGAAACUGGACAAGAUGGUGUCUAAACUACCACGGAUGAAGUCCAUCUGUAACCUGCACAUUGACAAGCUGCAGUUCUUCCGUCUGGUUCAUCCGGAAACAGCCUACAGCUUCCCGCCUCUGUACAGGGAAGUUUUCGGCAGCGAGAUCAACUUUCCUGAUUCCACCAACAGUUAAAUAGAGAGAAAGGGCGAAAGAGAGUGAUUUGGAAAUUAGAAAAGAGUGCACAAUGAAAACAGCGGUGAAAAAUACAUCCUGACAUUCAAAGGCAGCAUUUAAAACGAAGGCGUUUUAAAAAAUGAUGCAGUCCAGGGAGAAUGCAACAGUGUAUUACAUCUGAACCACACACACCCGGUAACAAACUCUCAUAAACAUGUUAAAACACAAACAUACCACCCACAAAAACAACCUGCCACAGGGGCCAACAAAGCGUUUUAGAUUCCACGCUGACAUGCUCUCCAGCACACGAAUAACCGUUUCAAAACCAUACAGACAUUCAGAUUAUUCCUUGGAUUAUGCUAGAUCUAAUCUAGCUGUUGCUUCAUGAAAACACUUCCGAAUUGUCAUGAGAUGUACAGAUGAAAUCUUAAAUGUUGACAACAGUUCUGUACACAUAAUUUUUGUAUACAGCGAUUGCUAAAGGAUCAAACUCUGUUGCACAUACUAGACCGUGAACCUUCAGGAAAACACAACACCCUUUUAAUGAAGUAUACAAUCAUCAGUAUCAGGACAAAUCACUCUUUCAGUGUCGAUAUCACUCUUUUUUCUUGUCUCCCAUUGUUUUUUACCCUCAGGCGAAUUAUGAAUGUAUCCCACGAACUAUAGCACUUGUUUUGAUUUGAGACCGAAUGUAGAUGUUGCACUUUUGGUCCUGCGUGUUUUGAUUUACAAAGCUUUGACAAUCCGCUCAAAACGAAAAGAAAAAAGCCAAUGUGCCCAGGUAUUCAAUAAAUAUAAAGGGACCAAUUUGACCAAAUACCACUUUACCCGUGCUGCUUUAAAGGAAUAUUCAGUGUUAUAUAGAAGUUAUUUUUCUAGUUUGAACAUAAAAAAUGCACAGACAGUUGAAUGCACUUAAAGCUACAAUCUGUAACUUUUGUCUCUAUAUCGCCAUCUCUGUUUGAAACAUAAAAUUGCAGGUUAUUGUACAUAGUUAUUUUUUUGUGUGUUGACAUUAAAUUAUGUCACAGUCACUUUCCAGAGAAAUCCAGCCCAACAGCACGAAUUUAAAAUCCUUAUAAACUUACCGUUGUGUAUUGGAGUACAUUUUAAACAUGGAUUUUUUUAUGUACAUUCAGUAUUUCUCUGCUUAAUUUUUAACUAAAAAGUGACAGAUUGCAGCUUUUUAAAUGGACAAAGGGUGGAUCUGAAAACAUUUCUUUUGUUACUUUUUGUUUUUCCCUUUUUUAUUAAAUGUGAGUGAAUUUGAUUAUUUUCUGUGCAGUGCAACUAGUAUUUAACCUGGAAUAUUUCCUUAAAGCUAUCUCGAUGAAUUUGAAAGCACAAAUCUGCUGAACCAUUUUCUAAUGUGCAAUAGAAAGUAGUUCAGUCAGUUUUGUUUUUUACCCAUCAGCCUGGUAAUUCUACAGAUGUACAGUCAUGGCCAAAAGUUUGUGAACUCCUUUUUUUAAUUUACAAUUAAGAAAACCAGCUGCACGCAAUCAUAACUUUCAAAUUUAAGUGAAUGAAUACCUCUUUAUCUGUUUUAUAAGAAAAAAAUCAAACGAGGUUGUAAGGACAGAAGUCGAGUCUGUUCAGUGAUAGUGAAGUUUAAAGUAUGAGGAGUUUGCGAAUUUUUCCAUGAUUCUAUAGUUUUGUCGAACACAAUAUUCAGAGCAGUUAUUCCACACGCACAUUUGCGCAGGCACAUUUUGACACAGUGUUUGGUGCUGCUCCUUUUUUAUUUAAUUUGUAUAAUUUUAAUGCAAUGAGAAACCUCAGUCCCACAUCCCCUUCCCUUGUAAAAGCCACUAAAAAAUAAAAAUAAAUUUGAGUUUGUUUAAUUUAUAUCGUCAUUUUAAAAUGAUUUCGAAUAGGAAUGUACAGUAUAUACAUUAGCAUAUUAGUUGACAAAGAGAGGAAAGGUGAAGCUGGUUUAAUGUAGAAGAGAAUGUUAAAGGACGUGCAUACCAGGACCUUAAAUAGCGUGUGCAUGGACAGACUUCCGCCCGCUUUAUUUUGAAAGGACAUUGCCAGCUGCCCUCCAGAAAUGUUCUGGAGAAAAGUUCUCCAAGGAGACAGACAAUUUUCCGAGCUAAAUUGGAUGGAACAGUGUUUUCUGGAAUGAAUUUCUCAAUCUCAGUCUGGUUAUAAAGCGUCUUGUACACUCUUGGACACUGUACGUUUCUGCACAGAUAAAAAAUGGAGAAAGAGAUUCAGAAUGUCAAGGAGAUCUCAGUCCAGCAGGUAUAAGGACUGAUAUUGGUUUCUGUUGUAUUAUUUUGUAAAUUAUUGAUCACCUUUACUUUGUCCAUUUGUAUGACCGGGACAUUGUCCUUCCAUUGUUACCUGCUUGUGUAGUUCUGACAGGUCUUCACAAUAUUGCUUAUAGUACUACUAUAUAAUAACACUAUAGUACUACUAUAUAUCUGUGCAAAUGGUUUUAGGUAAAUCUCAAAUGAAUGAUCAUAUAUUCUAGAUGAAGAUGGAACGAUAUGAUUAAAGAAAGAGAAAAUCUGUCAAAUUAUUAUCUGCCCAACAACAUUCAGGAAACUUUAAGCAGGGUUUAGAAAGGAGUGGUUCAUGAACAUAUAAAUUCUGUCUAUGUAAUGUAUUUUGAAAAGUGAUGUUUUGACAAUCCCAACCUCUUGGCCUUUUGAUGCAUGCCUUUGUUAAGAUGAAAUGUGUUGUGUCAUUCAGUCACUGUGUACAACAAUUUAUAUGUUCCAUGUUUCUUUCGUUUUUUGUAGAAGCAAUGUUUCUUGUCUGUUUAUCACACAAAAAAGAUCUAUUCUCAGGGAGAUAGCUGGUCUCUGUCUCAACCAGUAUCCUCUGCCGAUUAUAUACACAUACACACACCGUCUUAUACACUCAGACAUACACACUUUGCACCAAAUAGGAGACCUGUAUUCUUGAUCACUGUGUCCUGUAGCUAUAUAUUUAAAUAUAUAUAUUUUUUUGUGAAUGUCGAUCACAAAGUGUCAAAGACCUUUCUUCUUUCUGCUAAUGUACUUUAACGGGUUCUUUCAGCCUGAAUUAUACAUAGAAUAUAAGAGAAAAUGAAAAAAAAUAAAGAUGGAUUUUAU
Messenger RNA from Triplophysa dalaica, 4781 nucleotides. RefSeq names its product RAR-related orphan receptor C b (gene rorcb). Gene Ontology annotation, molecular function: RNA polymerase II cis-regulatory region sequence-specific DNA binding; nuclear receptor activity; zinc ion binding. The transcript is spliced from 10 exons. Bases 250 to 1713 code for a protein of 487 amino acids. Gene Ontology annotation, cellular component: nucleus. Lineage: Eukaryota; Metazoa; Chordata; Actinopteri; Cypriniformes; Nemacheilidae. The record is from RefSeq and is a predicted model, not a curated record. Gene Ontology annotation, biological process: regulation of transcription by RNA polymerase II.